Schistosoma margrebowiei is the source of this 4079-nucleotide messenger RNA. Lineage: Eukaryota; Metazoa; Platyhelminthes; Trematoda; Strigeidida; Schistosomatidae. The record is from the annotation of a GenBank genome assembly.
AUCGAAAGGUCGCGCGGGCGUUCCAAAGAUGUGUGAGAACAGUACAGCUCCUUCUAUAAAUGAUUUCGUAAUGAUAAAACCUAUAAGCAAAGGUGCUUUUGGAAAAGUGUUUUUAGGAGCCAAGGCAAACAAUUUUGACCUCAUAUACGCAAUAAAAAUAAUGUCUAAAGAAGAAAUGAGGAAAAAAAAUCUCGUAGAGAAAGUUACGUGUGAGCGAAAUGCUCUUGCAGUUAGUAAAUGUCCAUACAUCGUCCAUUUGUACUACUGUUUGCAAACAACCAGUCACAUAUAUUUGGUUAUGGAAUACCUCGUCGGUGGUGACCUUAAGUCACUUUUGCUGGUUAUGGGCUGUCUUCAAGAAUCUCACGCUGCUAUCUACACUGUUGAAAUUGCAAUAGCCUUGGAAUAUCUUCAUACACAUGGAAUAAUUCACCGUGAUCUUAAGCCGGAUAAUAUACUUAUUGACUCCAAAGGACAUUUAAAGCUGACGGAUUUUGGGUUGUCUACUAUAACAUGGAAGCGUCCCUUGCAGCCAAGUGACGUUUUGAAUACACCAUCUAUCGUUCCGUUACCUUUUCAAUACUACCGAACUCCUGGCCAACUUAUCUCACUGACAACUGAACUGGCUUUCACAGAUACACCUAUCAUACAUAAAACUCAUGAGGUUCUGGAGGAACGCUUAUUGACUUCGCGGGAUGACGAUGCCAAAACGUGUUUAUCUUCAGCAAAAAAUUACUUUACCAAUUGCGAUGUUUCAAAUUCAUUGCAUAAAUCCUCUUCAGAACCUAGUUUUAGAUCUGUAGCAUUUUUCGAUGGACAACAUAUCUGUGAUUUACAACGAUUCAGAAGUUUUAGUGAUUUUGGUAAUAAAUCAUGGAAAUCUCACUUUCGUCAACAUUUGGUUCAUUGGUCACCAAUAUUCAGAAAAUCGCAUGUCAGGUGUUCUCAAAAUUUUGAAACAUCGGAAAUCCAUUCAGAUGAACUGCAGACGUCUUACUCCAGUCGAGUUAAUUCUCUUAGAACUGGCUAUAAACUAUGUCACCGUCAACAUAACUACAAUCCACUUCCGAAAAAUGAACCAACUUCUGACUUGUCUGCUACUCAUAGUUUAGCGAUUGACAAAUCAAAAAUAUCAGUAACUUUGAAGUCAUCAUAUCACAAUCAGGAAUGUCAGAAUAUGGAAAAAAUGCUUAGAAAUACAGCUUCGUGUUUGGAAAUUUCUUCUUUAAAUAGAGAUAUUCAGGAUUUGGUUUUGAACUCCUCUCCAUAUAAUCUGACUGAUAGAAAUGAUUUAAAGCGAAAUACUUCGACGGAAAAUAUAUUGUCUCCAGUUGAAAAAGCCAGAUUGAGCCUGUUCCGUCAUUCACCGUUAUCCCACUGUUUGGGUAUAAGUGGCGAUUAUUUAUUAAAUGAUAUUGAUCUCUCGAAUCCAUCUAUGGAUGACUGUAUAAAUUCUCCAGUGUUACUUAAUACACCUUUAAAAUUUCCUGAUCAUUCUCCUGCUUCUAUAGUUAAAAAAAGUAACAAACAUUUAACUCGGAAUUUCCACCCAAUCGAGUCAGAAAGUAAUCUUCCUGCUCAAACAUUGCUUUAUUCAAGUCCUUUAUGUUCCAUGCAUAUAAAUUCAACUUGUAAACGUCAGCGGUUCGACAACAAACUGAUCACUUCGUUGAACAGUACAUCAGCAAUUAAUCCACUUCAAGUUACUACAGAAUCACUUGAAAAUAUAUCAAAUCUAGAGAGCUUAUCUAGUCACUUGUUAGGUACUCCGGAAUAUUUGGCACCAGAAUUAUUACUUCAUCCUAAUUCUAAAAGUGCAUGCGAUAGUCCAGCUGUCGAUUGGUGGGCUUUAGGUGUUAUAUUAUUUGAAAUGUUAGUUGGUGUAACUCCAUUUGCAGACGAAACUGUAGAAAAUGUGUUUCACAAUAUUCUAAGUUUAGAUAUACACUGGCCUGUUGCUACUACAUGUGGAUCAUCUUUUAACAUAAAUGAAUCACCACAAAAAAACUGUGAACUUUCACAAGCAGCUGUAAACUUAAUUAAUGGCCUCUUAUCCUAUAAUCAAACAGACAGACUUCAAGUUGCAAAUCAAAUAAAGUCAAGUGAUUUGUUAAUACCUGUUGGUGAUUGGAAUAAUUUACAUGAUUUAGAAAUGCCUUUCAUUCCUGAUCCUGAUAAUUCAACAGAUACAUUUUAUUUUGAUAUUCGUAAUCGGUACAAUCAAUAUAGCGAAGAGGAUCUAUGUGCAAAUGUGAAAUGAUAAAGUCUAUCACUUAAUUAAUUAAUUUUCGCUGUACAGAAAAAUCACAGUAUAUCCCCCUAUUCUAUCUGGAGUAUCUUUAUUUAAUGGUUUAGAAACGGUGACGGUUUUCACGGCCUCUUAUCUGCCAAAAACGCUUGACACAAUCGAGUUUUAUGUACAACAGAUCUUCUAUGGUUAGUUCAGUUACCUGAGUUGAGAUUGGUAUCUCAACAACAUCGUUAACUGUAAAGGCCCCAUCUUAUUUCGGAAUAGUGGCUUCAUGAUUGUACAUCCUUACCUCGCGGUUGAAUAUUCUCACACAUCAUUUCCUUACCUGUGAAAAUGUAUCUUCCAAUAAUAUAAAAGGCUAAAUCACUGGUUAGUACUGUUAUUAGUUUGAUAUAAAAAGUCAGUAAUUUCUGGAUGAGUUGCAUUUUUUCCAAUAAAAACUUCACAGACUAGUUGUUUUUUCAAGAAUUAAUUAGCAAAGAUAUUUUGCUAUUGAAAAUAGUUUAACAUCUGUCAAAACAAUGCAGUUAUGUUUCAUACAUUUCCUACCUUAUUAAAGAAGAAAUAACUGUCGUAGCAGAAUUGUGGCUUCUUUUUUAUACAGGAAUUAUUUUUACAUAAAUUAUUCACAAAUGCUUAUUAGAAAAUAUCCUUGUGAAUAUGUUGAGAAAAUUCCUACAUCACUGUAUUAUCUAGAUAGGUAAUUGUAUAUAUUCAACAGAUUCUUCAUCUAAAAACGGUGGAUUUAAAAACUCCAAUUCUAUUAGAUCAUUUGUAGGCUGAGAAAAUAUUUUGUAGUUAUUAUGAACAUUUUCAUAGUCGAUACUUAGUUGUUCAAUUAGUUGACUGAACGCUUGUGACACAACGUCACGAAAUAAUGCAGCUUGUUCUUUUAAUUUUUGUUCUAAUGUGCUGAUUUUCGAAUCUUUUUCUGCCUUACAAUUUAGGAAUUCUUGACGUAAAUUUUUCAGUUCAUUAUUUCUUAUCUCAAUUAAUUUAUUGGCCUCAUCUAGUUUUGUGGUUAAUUUUUCUAUUUCGUCUCGAAGAUUGGUUACUUUUAUUUCGUUUUCUGUGAUUAGGAAAGCAUUAUGAUUUUGUGUUGACUUUUUCAAUUCAUCAUAAUUUCUUACAGACUCCAAUUUCUCAGUAUAUGCUUGAUAGCGUCGAUUUUCUGCAUUUUCUGCAAUAAAUAUUUUUCUGCUUACUUCUUCCCGCAAGUUUUUUACGUCUUCCUGUGUUUUUUGUAAUACCUCUAUCACAGGGUCCUUUGCUUUAGUUUUCUUUCCUUUAGUUUUACGUUUACCACUAACAGAUUUCGACAUUAUUCAGAGCUAUUUUUAGUUCAAAACAAAUCGUUUUCUGAAGAAAUCCUACAAAAAACAUGUAAAUUUUAAUAAAAGAAGUUAAGAACUAGGAGAUUUAUGGUUCACUUUAUAUGUCUACUUUGUAACAAACAUUACAGUUCUCAGACUUACUAAAAAUCAAUGUAUAUUUUGUAUAUAUUACUCCUGGUUUUAGCAGUGAACAUUUUCCAUACUAUACGAGGUCAAAAUUGCAUUUCUUUCUACAUGACAUUACAUUUCUUACUAAUUAGUAUAUAAUCUAAUGAUUGACACGAAUAAACUUCUUGUUUAGAGCCUAGUACUAACACUACAUUAUGUUAUCAUAUGGCACUCACACAAAUUUCAGCUUGGUUGCAUCUAAACUUUACGGUUUUCAAGUAACGAGCUUUUAUGCAUUUGGUACUGGUUUUUAAAGCAGUUGGAUUGGUAUUUUCAUAUCGCAUCAGCAUUUUGUGUAAAUAUAAGCUAAUUAUCAUUUGUAAGCU